This is a messenger RNA of Argentina anserina (silverweed cinquefoil), 931 nucleotides long. RefSeq names its product NAD(P)H dehydrogenase (quinone) FQR1-like. The coding region runs from base 116 to 730 and encodes 204 amino acids. Lineage: Eukaryota; Viridiplantae; Streptophyta; Magnoliopsida; Rosales; Rosaceae. Gene Ontology annotation, molecular function: FMN binding; NAD(P)H dehydrogenase (quinone) activity. The transcript has 4 exons. Gene Ontology annotation, cellular component: membrane. The record is from RefSeq and is a predicted model, not a curated record.
GGUUGAUUAUAAAUAGGGGUCCCUCAUUUCAAGUUUCAUUCACUCACACCACCUCUUAUUGCUCCAAAGCACAAAGCGCAUAAAUCCAAAGAAAGACAGACACAUCUUUGCAUCAAUGGCCACCAAAGUCUACAUUGUUUACUAUUCUAUGUAUGGACACGUUGAGAAGCUGGCUGAAGAGAUUAAAAAGGGAGCUGCAUCUGUGGAAGGAGUAGAAGCUCAACUUUAUCAGGUACCAGAAACACUGCAAGAUGAGGUUCUUGGAAAGAUGGGUGCACCACCAAAGAGCGAAGUACCUAUCAUUACACCCAAUGAGCUUUCUGAUGCUGAUGGUUUACUAUUUGGUUUCCCUACUAGAUUUGGAAUGAUGGCUGCACAGUUCAAAGCAUUUUUAGAUGCAACUGGAGGUUUAUGGAGGACACAGCAGCUAGCAGGGAAACCUGCGGGAAUUUUCUACAGUACAGGAUCUCAAGGAGGUGGACAAGAGACUACCGCCUUGACAGCCAUCACUCAGCUUGUUCACCAUGGAAUGAUGUUUGUGCCAAUUGGGUACACAUUUGGAGCUGGCAUGUUUGAGAUGGAGCAGAUCAAGGGUGGGAGCCCCUAUGGUGCAGGAACUUAUGCCGGGGACGGCACAAGACAACCUUCUGAACUCGAACUACAUCAAGCUUUCCACCAGGGGAAGUACUUUGCCAGCAUUGCCAAGAAGCUAAAGGGAACUACUGCUUGAUUAUGAACUCUGUUCAGUACUCUAUACUUCACAUUUUCUUUGUUACUUAAAUUUCAUGGCAGAAUUUCACUUUCCAGAAUAACUUUGUGCUUUGUUGAAUAUAUAUGUUGUCACAAUAUUACUAAAGAUUGAAGUUUGUAUAUUUAUUGUCAAGGUACAAAACCCAUUUCUAUCAAUAGAGUACAUGACUUGUCUGAAUAA